CUUAUUCUAUGGCCCAAUUUCUGUGUCAGUCUAUUGGCUGAAAGGUGCAGGACUCAGUAGGCAUCCGGUUUCAGAACUACAUAACAUUAUUAACUGCAUUCUGAAAUGCACAUUUCACAACUGUUUUUCUGAGAUAAUCUCAGUUCCACAUGCAAAACUAUACCACUAAUGCCUGUGGAAAUAACCACUUCCCAGCAAGAUGAUACCACGAGGAUCAGAUACUCCUUUAUUUCAGCGUUCAUUUGUACCCAUCACACACAUGCUCUGACUCCAUAUUGCAGGGUCUAUCCCAUACCCAAAAUAGCAUCAGUUAAAUUGCUCUUUGAUAUAGACGUCCGAUUCCUUAAAGAAAUUGAAUAUGUAUGAGGAUAAGGUAUAAGAAAUGUAUGGGUAAAAGUGUUCCUCAGUGGGUGGGACACAAUUACUAACUAUACAGGUAAAAGGUUUUGGAGGGAGCAGAGGACAACCUCGUGGUUGUCCACCUAAUUCACUGUGGCCCGACAUCCAUCUUCCUCCCCAGUCAUAAACUAUUGUUCCAAACCAAUUAUCCUGAAAUUCACAAAACUGACUAACGCUUUAGGCUACAAGCACUUGAAGAGCAAUAACGCCAUGUUUCAAGCUAUGUAUGGACUCCUUUGUGUCACACUGACACUCUGGAAUGAUAUGGCAUUAUUAAUCGGAUUUGGGAGCCUUUCAAAGAAUAGUUUUAUCUUUGGGAGACGGUUGAACCUCACGGAGUCUGAAAUGAUAACCCUUCGCCUUGAUCAACAAUGAGCAAAGCCCCUCUCCCUGCUAGGGGGCAUCAUUUCCAGCUCCCGCUGGGUGCCACGUAGAACAAACACGCUUCCCGGCGUCCUCUAGAACUACGGGAACGACAUUACCCACAAUUCCCUGCGCAGUGUUGCGCCAAUGACAGAUCAGGAUGAAAGUAUUUUAUCGCAUCAGGACGGGACUUCCGGCGUCCUCCUCGUAGCGGGUCAUUUCGUGUUUUCUCAGGAUCGCCUCACAGAGUUAGGAGCUCCGAAGCGUCGUGUGGGGGUCACGAUGCCGGGACCGAGGACGCGCGAUAGUAGUUAUGGUCCCCGCCGCGUAGACGCGGGCCUGAGGCUGGGCGACGCCGCCAGCGUGACCCGCGCCAGGACCGGGAAAGGGACCGCCGCUCUCGGAGCCACCUCCACUCCCGCCGCUCCAUCCCGGCUCCGCCCACAGCGUCCGAUGGCGGCGGCCACGCUUAGGCUCCGGGCUCAGGACAGUGUGACCUUUGAGGACAUUGCUGUGUUCUUCUCCUGGGAGGAAUGGGGCCUCCUUGAUGAGGCUCAGAGACGUCUGUACCACGAUGUGAUGCUGGAGAACUUUGCACUUAUAUCCUCGCUGGGUUGCUGCUGUGGAGCAGGGGAUGUGGAGGCACCCACUGAACAGAGCAUUUUUGUGGGAGUGUCACAGGCCAGGACUCCUGAGGGAGCUCCGACUUCCCAGAAGACCCACCCCUGUGAGAUGUGUGGUCCAGUCUUGAGAGACAUCUUCCACUUGGCUGAGCAGCAGGGAACACAACACAGCCAGGAACUGUUGAGGUGUGGGGCAUGUGCAAAACUAUUUUAUCUCAGUGCAAACUUUCACCAGCAUCAGGUGGACCACAUGGGAAACAAAUGCUUCAGAAGUAGUGUGGACAGGUCUUUGAUUGUGAAGACCUGCAGUUUCCAUGUGUCACAGAAGCCUUUUACCUGCUGGGUGGUUGGGAAGGACUUCUUGAUCAGCUUGGGACAUCUGCCGCAACAGGUCACUCUGACCAAGGAGGAGCCUAACAAAAUCAUCCAGGGCACAACUUCACAAAGCAGAAAAAGUCAUUACACUUGGGGAGAAUGCACAAAAGCUUUCAGCUCCAUACUCACACUUGUUCAGGAUGAGAAUGUUCACACUGAAAGACAGCGUUUUGUAUGCCAUGAAUGUGGGAAAGCAUUUAGGAAUAGAUCUUCACUUGUUUUGCACCAGAGAGUCCACACUGGAAGUUUUCCUGUGUGUGGCGAAGGUAGAAAAUCCUCUCGGAGAAACUCAACCCUCAGUCAACACUGGCGAAUUCAUACAAGGGCAAGGCAGUAUAAGUGUGGCAAAUGUGGGAAAUCCUUAAGUCACAAAUCUGUCCUCAUUUAUUCUCAGAGAGGACUCAAAGAAAACAGCUAUGUGUGCCAUGAAUGUGCGAAAUCUUUUACCUCCAGCACUGCCCUCAGUUAUCAUAGAUCUCACACAGGAGAAAGACCUCAUGAGUGCAGUGAAUGUGGGAAAAGUUUUCUCUCUCAGUUCGACCUCUGUUCUCAUCAGAGAAUUCAUUCUGGAGAAAGAUACAGUGAAUUUGGGAAGUCCUUUACCCAAAGAAAUGCCCUCAAUAGACACCUAAGAGUUCAGUCAGGAGAAAGGCCUUAUGAGUGCACUGAAUGUGGGAAAUCCUUUAAGCAUAGAUCUAACUUCAGUCGACACCGGAGGCUUCACACAGGAGAAAGGCCUUAUAGGUGUUAUGAGUGUGUGAAAUCUUUUACCUCUAGCUCUGCCCUCCGUGACCAUCAGAGUGUUCACACAGGAGAAAUGCCUUAUGAGUGCAGUGAUUGUGGGAAAUCCUUUAGGGAUAGUUCCUACUUUAGUCGACACCGGAAAGUUCACACAGGAGAAAGGCUGUAUCAGUGUAGUGAGUGUUUGAAAUCUUUUACCUGUAGGUCUGCACUCACUUAUCAUCAAAGAUCUCACACUGGAGAAAGGCCAUAUGAGUGCACUGAAUGUGGGAAAUCCUUUAAACAUAGUUCUAACUUCAGUCGACACAGGAGAGUUCACACAGAAGAAAGACCUUAUGAGUGCAGUAAAUGUGGGAAAUUUUUUAACACUAGAUUCCAUUUAAAUCGACACCAGAGUGUUCACAGAAGAGAAAAGCCUUUGUAAGUGUGGUGAGUGUGAGAAAUCUUUUAAGGCUAGUUCUGGAUUGAUUAUAAACACUGGGGAGUUCAUCCUGGAGAACGUCCUUAUAAGUGCCAUGAGUGUGAGAAGUCUUCUACUGUUAGCUCUGACCUCCAUUGCUGUGGGAGGAUUCACAGUGCGUAGAGUCCUUACUUAUGUCUGCAGUAAAUGUGGGAGAUGUUUUACCUUUAACGCCCAUCUUUGUUAUCAGAGAGUUCAUACUGGCGAAAGGCCUUUUGAGUGUAGUGAAUGUGGAAAAUUUUCUAAGCAAAAGUCUCUCCUCAGCACACCAGAGAAUUCAAAAUAGAGAAAAACCUUAGAAUGCAGCAAAUGCAGGAAAUCUUUUAGUUUUAGUUUCAAUGUCCAUUAUCAUCAGAGGAUACACAUAGGAGAAAGGCCUUAUGAGUGCAGCAAAUAUGGGAAAUUUCUAAUAGGAAAAUGUACAUUCAUUCUACAUCAAAGUUCACAAUAGAAAAAGACACACAUGAGCAAUUUCAUUGUUCCAUGUUAGGACACUGGUGUUAAGUCUGGAGGAGCCAUCUGUCUGAAUUGAUUCUCAUACAUGUGAACAUACACCAUGUGGAGAUUCCCCAUAAGCUCAUUUUUUGGGAUGGUGUGGCUGUGUUGCACUUGGUAACCUUCUCAGGGCUUUUGCUAGGUUUAUAUCACUGCCAGUGUCUGUGGCCAAAGCUAUUUCACCUUUACCAUCUGGUAGGUCCACAUUGGUCACCAUCCCAAUGUGCUCAGGGAAGUGAAUUGUUCUUCCAUGUAUUGGAGCAAACUAGGAGUAACCUGAGCCUUUAGGUUGGCAACCAAGGUUGACAACCUUGGCCUGGGUCAGUGUUGGCCAAGAGAAUAUCAUAUGAGUUUGCCUGGCAGCUUUCCACAAGGACUGCCAUUUUCAGGGUCAUGUUGGUCUCAUGUGAUACAAGAUUUUCCAACUUCCAAGUCAUGAACUUGAGACUCAAUGCCUGUAGUAAAUUGCUUUGGUUUGUGCAAUAAUGAAGGCCUUACUAUUUAAAUCCUUUUUAAUCUUGGGUGUUUUGUUUACUGUAUUUGCUGUGUGGGAUAGUUUGUAAACUGAUUUGGGGUCUAUAAGCAUAAAGAGGAGAAAACUGGGUCUCUGCCCUCAGCAGGGGGACAGUAUUAUGGCAAAAAAUAACUUGUUGAUUUUGACCAGUUUUGACCAAAUUUGUAUUGCUGCCCUUUUCUAAAUAAAGGUGCAGCCAGAAAGUUUGUGACCCUCACUACCAGAAUUAGUUUGUACACAAAUUUGAGGACUUCAGACAUGUUUAUCUUAUGUGGCUUAAAAGAAAAUAAUAGAAAGGUGUUGUGGAUUCCUGUAGCCUCUCAGUGAUGUUUACCUCUGAGCACAGGCUGGAAAAAAAAAGAAAGGGGAACUCAUGAUCUGGAGAUGUGGCUCUUGUGACCCAGGCAGCAAUGUUGACUUCUGUUCUUCAUUUGUCCCCAUACUUGGCUGCCACUAAAGGAAGACUGACUCCCCCAGAGGACACGAAGACAGAGAUGGUGGAGUCAAUACAAACUUGCCAAACUUAUUUUCCAAAAGAGUCAGACUUGCAGAUUUUUAAAAUUUUGAGCCAAGUUUUAAAGCCUUGUUAAAGUAUAAUUUACAUAUACUAAACUGCAUAUAUUUUAUUUUUUAAAUAAUUAUUUUUCAAUUAAAGUUGA
Molecule: messenger RNA, 4629 nt
Organism: Rhinolophus ferrumequinum (greater horseshoe bat)
Lineage: Eukaryota; Metazoa; Chordata; Mammalia; Chiroptera; Rhinolophidae
Product: zinc finger protein 211-like
Exons: 3
Coding region: 910-2925 (671 amino acids)
Biological process (GO): negative regulation of transcription by RNA polymerase II; regulation of immune system process; regulation of cytokine production
Source: RefSeq, a predicted model, not a curated record